Messenger RNA from Ictidomys tridecemlineatus (thirteen-lined ground squirrel), 3266 nucleotides. The record is from RefSeq and is a predicted model, not a curated record. Lineage: Eukaryota; Metazoa; Chordata; Mammalia; Rodentia; Sciuridae.
CAGGGCUCAGACAGCACCGAGGGUAGUGAGAGAAGAAGGGGGUUCCCAUAGCACCAGGGGCUUAGGUCAGAGCCAGGAGCAUUCAGGAAGGGAAGGUGGUAGGGAGUCUGGAGGCACAUUGAGAGGGUCAGAGGAGAAGGGGCUUUGCUGGAGGCAGGAUGGGGACUCAGACAGCAGGGUGCAGGCUCAGAAAGAGCAGGGAGAACAGGCUUCCCGGGGCACUGAGCAGGGUCUAAGGCUCGGCUGCAGAGGACCAGCUCAGAGGGGGCAUCUGCACAUCCCAGGGUGGGAUGACCAGGGAUCUCUCCAGGGAAAAGGAAGCUUAUCAGGACCUUUCAGGAGUCGGGAGAUCAGUUGGGAACGAGUGUCCAAGAGAACAAGAAGGUGGGGGAACUCUGCGGGCAGCCGAGGUGGAGGACAGGCACUGGUUGAUGGACAUGUUGUGGGGGUCAGUGCACCUCAAGGGACAAGGGCCCAGGUAGGAUGGGUUCACAGGGAGGCCACAGGCCAGGGCAUGGGCAGGACUCCAGGGACACAAGUGUCCAGCCUCAGAGAGGGGCGAGGGGCCAGGGCCUGGGAGCAGAACACUUGGCCUUGCAGGCAGAGGAAAGGUGGGUGAAGGGCCUUUGUGCAGGGACAGGCUGGCCACAGGGUCCAAGACCAAGGCUGUGAGUGAGCUGGAUCAGUGAGGACGUCAAACUUGGGAAAAGGGGCAGGCCCUCCAGAGGAACUGGUCUGGAGGGGCAGCAGGGGUGCUGACGGUGGCUAAGGGCCUGAACUUGAUGUGCUUAGGACAGAGGGAUGGGAAGUGGCCUUAAGGGCUGGGGACUGUAGAGACAGGACCAUGCAAAGACGGGUGACCUGGAGGGGGUUUGGUGAGGUGCAGCCUAUUCAGGGACUGCGCUGCUGAGUUUGGAGCCAGAGACUCCAGAGGCACAGUGGGCAGGCCCAGGGCCCCGGCCAGUGCCCAGCCCUGCUGGGAGCCCCGGCCAGCACCACGGACGGCACCCAGGAAGCCCGAGUCCCCCUGGACGGGGCCUUCUGGAUUCCGAGGCCCCCCGUAGGUUCGCCCAAGGGCUGCUUUGCCUGUGUGUCCAAGCCCCCUGCCUUGCAGGCUCCAGCGGCCCCUGCCACUGAGCCCUCAGCCUCACCCCCCAUGGCACCCACUCUGUUCCCCAUGGAGUCCAAGAGCAGCAAGACAGACAGUGUGCGGGUGGCGGGGGGCCCCCAGGCCUGCAAGCACCUGGCGGAGAAGAAGACCAUGACGAACCCCACGACCGUCAUCGAGGUCUACCCGGACACCACCGAGGUGAACGACUACUACCUGUGGUCCAUCUUCAACUUCGUCUACCUCAACUUCUGCUGCCUGGGCUUCAUCGCCUUGGCCUACUCCCUCAAACACCACCAUCUCCCGUCAUGUGCACUCCAUCGUCAUGCCUGUGGACCUAGCCCCGGGCACCACCACGUGGGACCUGUGCACAUGAGGACGGACAUACCUCUAAGUGCUGUUGAGAAGAGUUGACACACGAGACACAGCCAGCCAGGGCUGGGCCUGGCCUGGGUCUCCACUUAGUAUUACUCUUGUUUCGUCUGCCCUUCCUUCUCCUCUGUUCCUACCUCGGUCACCCCAUCCUGCCCCAGUAGGACUCCACCCAGGCGCCCCCAUCAAUCCUCCAGCUUCCUCCAGACACCCAUCCUUCCCCAGCUGCUGGACGCCCAGCCACCUCCCUCCUCACCCCGCCUCUGCCCAUCCAGCCACCCUAUCCCACCACUUCCUGACCCACAUGUUGAAGCAAACAUGCUUCUUCCCAACUUCUCCCUUCCCGUUCACCCCACUGCACGGCUCCUACUCCAACCACGUGACCCCUUUCCUGAUCCCUCACCCAUUAGCUCUUCUCCCCUACUUUACCCACCGACACCCCCGACCUGUCAGUCCCUCCAGGUGACCAUCCGCCCGCCAUCCACCUCUCCACAUCUCCUCUCCCCCUUUCCCUCUGCCCAUUGGCCCUCCCGCAGGUCCCCCUCCCAUGAGUCCCUCUCUCCACACAGCACCCAGCUGAAACCCUGCCGCCUCACCCACUCCAACCUACUUCUUCCAUCUCGUUAUCUCCGCCCCUAUCCCAGGUCUGCCGUCUCCUCCUCUGGGCUCCUCCUCUCCCGUGCACACACUCACCCCCUUCCCUCACUCCCAACGCCGCCACGCUGUCCUCCUCCCUUCCUCCCCUGCACCCUCCCUGUGACAUCUCAUCACAGCCAUUCAUGAAGCCGUCCAUCUCCUAAUCGUGGAUUCACUCAGACUCCCCGCAUCUUCCCGCCACUUCUUCAUUACUAUGCUCACGGUGAAUCUGCAGUGACGAGAGACCCAGAGUUCCUGACCUUGGAGCAGACCUUUUGGCAGGGAAGCCAGACAAUUAUGAAACACUUGCGCGUGUCAUGUGGUGAUGUCAGCAAGAAAACAUGAACCAGCCACGGCCGAGGCGGCGGGCAGGGGCCGACGCUGCGUGGAGGGUGGGCAAAGCAGUCCUCUGUGGUGGGCGAUACGUGAGUGUAGGCAGGAAGUGAUUCACACAGUAGCCUAAAGGGCACCCGAGGAAGAGUGCACCCCGGAGAGGGCCCGCCACGCAGAGCCCUGAGGGAACGCCAGUUCCAUGGGCAGUAGGGCUGGGCCGUGGGGCAGGAGACCAGAGGGCAGCCAGGGCCCCGGCCACCUAGCCUUGCAAACCACACUUACUAGGAGUGAAAUGGAACUCUGAGAACAGGAAACAAAGGUCCAUGUGACCUGGCUCACAUAUAGGAGGGUGACUCGGGCCACUGUGUGAACAGCCCAUGAGGACACAGGCAGGAGAGGAGGACCAGGUGGGGACUGUCCUAAGAGUCCGGUUGGACCACAUGGUGGGCACAGGAAGCUAAGACCUAGGCCUUCGAGGACACUCGUCCCUGGGUGUCCUGGGAAGGUAAGGCCCAGGUCUCCACGUGGGUACCAAGACCUGAAGGUGCUAUAACCUCAGUGUUUGCGUAGGACCUAUGCGCAUCGUCCCCUACUCUCCUGUCUGCACAAGUUGACUCCCUGGAAGUGCUGUGUGAACAGUGGUUAUGCGGGAAGUCCAAUGCUGGGACUUCUUUAGAGCAAGCUUCACACCUAGAUCCUAUUUUUCUGUUCAUUCCCUGUCCCCUUGUCUGUAAAUGUAACUCCACUGGACAGAUUUGCUCUGUGCCUUGUUGUAUACCAGGUUGUGUGGAAAUUGCAGAGAGGAGGCUAAAGUCAA